AUGCCUAAGCUGUAUGUUGAUCAGGAAGAAGGCCUGGACGUGGAGUCACUCGAGGAAGACGACGACAGGGUACACGCGCGCCGCGAAGAGCUCAUAAGGGCGUUUAACAAGUUGAAGGCAGCUGGAUGUACAGGGAGCGCGCUAUGCCCUUCGUGUCCGAAGUCGUACAAGACCGCAGCGAAGUGGCUGACUCACCCCGAGCAUCAUCAUCGAGAGGAGCUUUGGUUGAGGGAGGACGAGGAGGAUGAGGAGGAGAAUUCUGUACUGGUUUGUAUACGCCUGCCUCCGCAGUUCAAUCACGGUCAAAAGCAACUGGGUUGUUGUAGUCGUCAGAUGCAAAUUCUCACAAUCCUUUUGAUACUGUUCGAGGGCUAUGUCAGUCUUAACACCUUCUCGAUGAUACCUACUGGCUCAUGUAUUCCAUACUUAUCGCAGCAUCUUAUCCAUAAUUCAAGACUUCGUCUCGAUCGACAAUACAACACUGGCAAGGACCCCCGCCAUUACACAAUGCAGUAUUGCGGAGCAGAUCGAAGGAAGUAUCUACAUACUGGAGGUAACGAACCGCAUAGGAAGGUGUCUUUGUACCAGCGUCAGGAAGUUUACUCACAGCGCACCAAGAUUAAGCACGGGGACUCUGAUUAG
Messenger RNA from Alternaria rosae, 642 nucleotides. RefSeq lists its product as uncharacterized. The record is from RefSeq and is a predicted model, not a curated record. Lineage: Eukaryota; Fungi; Ascomycota; Dothideomycetes; Pleosporales; Pleosporaceae. The transcript is spliced from 3 exons. Bases 1 to 642 code for a protein of 213 amino acids.